AUGUCGAACCAACCUGAAAAGCCAUUAGCUUUCCGCUACCAAUUCAUGGCAGGUGCCAUCGCUGGUAUUUCCGAAUUAACAGUAAUGUACCCACUAGACGUUGUGAAAACAAGAAUGCAAUUACAAAUAUCACCUCCAAUCAUGGCGGCCGCCGCCGCCGGCACUUCCUCCUCCUCGACAAUUCCUUUAUCAUCUUCCUCUAAAGCAGCUGCAUCCACCAUAUCAGAAAACUACACAGGUGUCAUUGAUUGUCUAAGCAAAAUUGUAAAAAAGGAAGGCUUUUCAAGAUUAUAUAAAGGUAUAUCAUCCCCCAUGUUAAUGGAAGCACCAAAGAGAGCCACCAAAUUCGCAUGUAAUGAUGAAUUUCAAAAACUUUACAAGAAUUUAUUCGGUGAAACAAAAUUGACUCAAAAGAUUUCCAUCCUAAGUGGUGCUUCUGCGGGGAUAAUAGAAUCUAUAGUCAUUGUACCAUUUGAAUUGGUUAAGAUUAAAUUACAAGACGUUAAUUGUAAAUUUAAUGGUCCAGUGGAUGUCCUUAAGGAUACAGUGAAGAAAAAUGGUAUUAAGGGUUUGUAUAAUGGGUUGGAAUCCACUAUAUGGAGGAAUGGGGUUUGGAACGCUGGUUAUUUUGGAAUUAUUUUCCAAGUAAGAGAAUUGUUACCCACCGCAAAAAAUAAGAACGAUAAAAAUAAGAAUGAUUUAAUUGCUGGGUUCAUAGGUGGGACUGUAGGUGUUAUGGUUAAUACCCCGUUUGAUGUCGUUAAAUCAAGAAUACAAAGUGACGCAAAUGAUAUGGUGAACGGUGUUAGGAAAUAUAAUUGGACGUGGCCAUCUGUUGUGAAGAUUUAUAAUCAAGAAGGAUUUAGAGCUUUGUAUAAAGGUUUCGUUCCAAAAGUUUUGAGAUUAGGUCCAGGUGGUGCAGUUCUUUUGGUGGUGUUUACAAAUGUUAUGAAUUUCUUUAGAGAACUACAGGCAUGA
Molecule: messenger RNA, 978 nt
Organism: Naumovozyma dairenensis CBS 421
Lineage: Eukaryota; Fungi; Ascomycota; Saccharomycetes; Saccharomycetales; Saccharomycetaceae
Gene: ODC2
Product: mitochondrial 2-oxodicarboxylate carrier
Exons: 1
Coding region: 1-978 (325 amino acids)
Biological process (GO): transmembrane transport
Source: RefSeq, a predicted model, not a curated record